This is a messenger RNA of Moneuplotes crassus, 1554 nucleotides long. The record is from the annotation of a GenBank genome assembly. Lineage: Eukaryota; Ciliophora; Spirotrichea; Euplotida; Euplotidae.
AUGGAACUAUUUCCAAAAUGUGAAACAUUCUCUGACUGUGGACAGGCAACCCACAUUGUCAGAAAGACUGCCAGCAAUCCUCUGUUGAAAGAUGUAUUUGCUUGCGGCAAGUGCAUGAUCACCACAUUCUCAAAUGAAGACUGUGAACCAAUUCCACCGAUAGAGCUAAUUGAAGAGUGCCUUGACCUGAUACACUACAAUAUCACGACAAUAACUAGCUUUAAAGACCAGCACAAGCUCCACAAGGUGUGGGAUGGUCUUGUAGGAGAGCUAGAUAGCUUCAGAGACUCAUUUCUUGAGCUAAGAUCUAGCCUCAGAGACAUAAGACAAGAGGACAACUGGAGUCAUCUUUCCCAGUUCCAGGAUGAGGUAAAGGCUAUACUCAAUGCCAUCGAGGACUCAAGAGCGAUGAAGUGCUAUCAGAAGCAGUUGCAGGUCAGAGCCCUGCACGAGCACAAGAAUGGAAGAGGACGUGUUUCAAGAGACACCCAGGCCCUUCUUAGAAACAAGCUAGCUGACUUCCACCAGAGUAUUCAGAGAAACCAUAUCGCUCCUCUGAAGGAGCAACUGCAGAAGGCUACUCAGGAGGCAGAACAGAGAAAAACUCAGACAGAGGCUCUGGAAGAGGAGAAGACCCAGAUGCAGGAGAACAUUCAGAGGUUGAUUCAAGAGAGGGAUAAUUUUGAGCAAGCUUUCGAAAUUUCCAAUCAAAGACAAGAACAAAUUGAUCAGCUUACCCAGAGAAUCCAAAUCCUCACUGAGAAAGAAGACAAAUAUAAUGCUGACGCAGAAGAAAUGAAGGAUCAAAUAGCCAAUCUCGAGGCAUCUCUUGGAGAAUCAAAGUGAGCCAUUACCCAUGAAGGACUGAAAAUUAUUCACAACUCCAUUAUGAAUAGCUCAGACAACUUCUAUUUAUCAUCUAGCCUUGGCUUCAACCUGAACACUGCUUCUUGGGUGACUCUGCUGAAAGCCCUGCAGCUCUCCCAGAUGCCUCCUCUCUACUAUAUCCAGCUGAACUACGUUGACGAGUUGGGGGAUCCAGAGGUGAUGAGCAGGUUUGUGCAGAAUGCGCUGAGUCCCAGCAUCAAAAAGUUCUACUUCCAAUCCCAGAACUCUUCGUUUACCCCAAUCGGAGCCUACAUGCCUGCCCUGACCAAGGCUCUUCCCUCCAUUCCUGAAUUCAUCUCUUUCUACCAGUUCCAGAUGAGCAAGGCCCAGUUUGAAGACCUCCUCGUGGCCGCCCAGCAUUGCACAUGAGUGCAGGUUUAUUAUUGUAAGGUAGACACGAAGGAGGAACUUGACUUUGGAGACAGACUCGCCCACUCCACUUUUGAGACGUUGAAUUUGGAUGGAACUGGGAGGAGUGCCUAUAGUGACUGGAGUCAGAAUGGGUUCGUUCAGUUUAAGAACAUUGUUAAGGGCUUGGCAAAGGUCAGCCAGGUCAAAAAUAGACUCAUAAAGCUGGAUUUGGGAAAUUGUGAAUUGACGAGAGACUUGGCGGAAUCAGUUUUGCAAGAAAAUGGAAUGGUGAAUGUGACAUUGGAAGGAAUUUAG